Pseudophryne corroboree (corroboree frog) is the source of this 5450-nucleotide messenger RNA. RefSeq names its product DNA topoisomerase II binding protein 1 (gene TOPBP1). The coding region runs from base 400 to 4929 and encodes 1509 amino acids. The transcript has 28 exons. The record is from RefSeq and is a predicted model, not a curated record. Gene Ontology annotation, biological process: mitotic DNA replication checkpoint signaling; mitotic G2 DNA damage checkpoint signaling; DNA replication initiation. Lineage: Eukaryota; Metazoa; Chordata; Amphibia; Anura; Myobatrachidae.
CGUGGUUAGCUGCAGAGCCGAUUCCUACUAUCAGCCGGGCAGGCGGCGGGUGGCUGUCCUUCCUCUCGUUGCCGCCCAUCUGUCCUUUCGCCUUGCGUGGUGUGCCUGGUUGCCCUGUGUACCUACUAUUGUGAUGAUCCGGCGGCCCGCGUGCUGCUAGCAGCCAAUCACACAUCUCGACUUUUGCUCUCUGUGCCGCGUUACUAUUGGUGGAAUGUGCGUGAUUUGUCUAUUGGUCCUUUGUCGGUCACUUGGCGGGUCCGUCUGACUCUCGUCUCGCUGGAGCCGGGAAGUGCGGAUUGUCUGGUCCACCGUCGUAGUUUCCUUAUAUACCGGCAGCCGCGACAGCUGAGGUGCCCGGACGCGUUAUGGGCCGAUGCGUAGAUCUCUGAGUCUAUAAUGGCAAAAGCUGAGAGUGAUGUGUUUUUCGUGAAGUUUGUAAAGUCCUCUGACAACACAGAUUUCUUCUAUGAAGCAUAUGAGGAUAUCAAGGCAUUUCAGUCUGAUGAAUAUCUCCACAAAAUUGAAGAAAAAGAAGCUCUAAGUUUAAAAGAAAAAGACAAAUCUCUUUAUAUUUGUGACCCUUUUAGUGGUGCUCCUUUCAACCAUCUGAAGAAGCUUGGCUGUCGAAUAGUUGGUCCCCAGGUUGUCAUAUUCUGCAUGAGACAUCAAAAAUGUGUUCCUCGGGCCGAAUACCCUGUCUUCAAUAUGACAAUGGCUGAUGUUACAAUUUCUUGCACUAGUCUAGAUAAAGAGACCAGGGAAGAAGUUCAUCACUAUGUGCAGAUGAUGGGUGGAAAUGUCUAUAGAGAUCUUAAUGUUUCAGUAAGCCAUCUGAUUGCUGGCGAGGUUGGCAGCAAGAAAUACAUUGUGGCAGCCAGUCUGAAGAAACCCAUUCUUCUACCUUUGUGGGUAAAAGCCCUAUGGGAGAAGUCUCAGCAAAAGCUAAUCAGCUACACAGAUGUUGACUUAGAGGAAUAUUUAUGUCCAAUUUUCCUUGGCUGCACCAUCUGUGUCACUGGGUUAAGCAGUCUGGAUAGAAAGGAGGUCCAAAGGCUGACCUCUCUACAUGGAGGCCAGUAUACAGGCCAACUCAAGAUGAAUGAGUCCACUCACCUUAUCGUCCAAGAGGCAAAAGGACAGAAAUACGAGUGUGCUAGAAAAUGGAAUGUGCAUUGUGUGUCUAUCCAGUGGUUCUUCGAUAGUAUUGAGAGAGGCUUCUGUCAGGAUGAAAGCAUGUACAAGACAGAACCUGGGUCAUCUGCAAAGACUAUGCCAGAGACAUCAACUCCAACCGGAAGCAGCAAUAAAACAUAUAAUCAGGCACUCUCGGAUGUCAGUCAUAUUUCUAACAUUAGCACCAGCUGUAUUAAUGAAUCUGCCUUUAAUUCUGUGAUGAGUACUAGGCUGGAGCCUCCACCUGAUACUCUUGAGAGCUUGGACAUCAGUUCCAUACAGGCCCCAGAUGAUCUUCUAGAUGGCUGCAGGAUAUAUGUGUGUGGUUUUGGUGGCAGAAAACUGGAUAAGCUGCGCAGACUCAUUAACUGUGGUGGAGGCGUUCGAUUUAAUCAGCUCAACAGUGAUGUUACUCAUGUUGUUGUUGGAGAAAAUGAUGAGGAACUGAAGCAGUUUUUGAACAAGAUAGACCACAGGCCCUGUGUCCUUACAGUAAAAUGGUUAGUGGACAGCUUUUCAAAGGGGGUCUUGCAGUCUGAGGAGACAUAUAUUCAUUCUUCUUAUAAGCCGGCUGAGAUCAAAGCACCUAUUCCCGAUGCCUCUGUUCGCAAGGCAAGCAGCACCAGUAAGGCACCACAAACGCCAACCAACGACACUCGAAACCAGAAAGCUGAUGAAGAUCUCCUAUCCCAAUAUACAGAAAACGAUUCCACCUUGGUUGAUCCAAGGAAUGGUGAAAGUAGCAAUCAGAAGAACCUAUCCAAUUCAAGCAUGCAGGAUGAUCUACCCUCUUACGCAAACCAGAGUGGUCUGGGUGAAUCUUCCACAAUCAUUGGUGGUGGAUUGUUCAGUAGUAAAAAAUUUUUGGUGCUGGGUUUUGUUGAGGAAGAUGAAGCUUGUAUCAUAGACAUAAUAAAGAAGAAUGAUGGGAAAGUGCUAUCUACACAGAAGAGAAUCAUCGCUGAUUAUGCUUUGGUGCCUUUAUUGGGCUGUGAAGUGGAGGCUACAGUUGGAGAAGUUGUGACUAAUGCCUGGUUGGGAAUGUGUAUAGAACAAGAGAAGCUCUUGGACCCUCAAUCAAAUUCUCUCUUCACACCAGUGACUUAUCUAGAAGGGAGCACACCGCUGAAGGAUUGCGUUCUUUCUGUCAGCCAAUUUAUGGGUGCUGAGAGGGACUCAUUAGUUUACCUAGCAGGCCUUCUUGGAGCCAAAGUACAAGAAUUUUUUGUGAGAAAGGCAAACCCCAGAAAAGGCAUGUUUGCCAGCACCCACCUUGUGCUUCAAGAUCCAGAGGGCUCUAAAUAUGAUGCUGCUAAAAAGUGGAACUUGCCGGCAGUGACUAUGGCCUGGCUCCUGCAAUGUGCCAGAAGUGGCAAAAAGGCAGAUGAGAACCUUUUUCUUGUUGAAAACGCCUGUGAAGAUGAUAAAGAAGCAAGUUUUGUAAGUCAGACAUACAGACCACAAAUAAGGCAAUCAGUGGAUACACCUGAUCAUCAAUUUAAUCAUCCUGCAGCCCUGAAAAAAGCUGCAGUGACACCCUUAGAUAUGAAUCGCUUCCAGAGCAAGGCAUUCCAGUCUGUGUUGUCGCAGCACAACAGGAAAAUUCCAACCCCUGGUAGAGAAAGUAAAUUAACUAAAAGGGAACCAUCUCUACAUCUUGAUACUCCGUCCAAAUUUCUAUCUAAAGACAAGCUCUUCAAGCCCUCUUUUGAUGUUAAGGAUGCCCUUGCUGCAUUGGACACACCUUUGGGUCCCAACCAGAAGAACUGGACACAAAGCACCCCCUUGUCAGAGGUCAUUGGCAGAAAUUUACAGUUGGCUCUUGCAAAUAGUAACCGUCAAACUGCUGCUAUUACUGCUAGCCCUCAAUUAAAGGCAACAGAGCAAAAACAGGUUGAUGAAGAACCCAGAGUACUUAGUGAUGUAGUUAUUUGUGUGAGCAAGAAGCUCAGUAAAAGACAAGGGGAACUGAAUGGCAUAGCAGCCUCACUCGGAGCAGAAUACAGGUGGUGUUUUGAUGAAAGUGUAACUCAUUUUGUAUAUCAAGGAAGACAAACUGACACAAACCGUGAAUUCAAAUCCGUAAAAGAAAGAAGUGGCAUCUACAUAGUGUCUGACCACUGGCUCCUGGCUUGUGCAGAAGAACAGAGACUAGUUCCUGAGUCACUGUACCCUCAUACCUACAACCCAAAAAUGAGCCUGGAUAUCAGUGCAGUGCAAGAUGGAACACAGAAUAGCCGUAAACUUUCUAAAAGUACAACCUUCAAGCAUGUUGAGAAUAAUGAACUGCAAGAUGAAGAUGACCAAGUUGAACUCUCACCAGUUAGAGCAACUGAUGUUGGAGAAGCUGCAAGGGAAGUUAAAGGAGCUCUUACACAGACAUUAGAGAUGAGAGAGAAUUUCCAGCGACAACUUCAAGAAUUGAUGUCUGCAACAUCCAUGGUGAAGGCACAAGGACAAAGGGCAUCACUGGGCAGAGCAGGAUAUGACAGCUCACCUUGCACUCCGGAUGGUGCUCGCUCUACACGUAAUGGAAGGAUCAGGGUAUUAGAAGCACGAAGAAAUUCUCGCCAGCCCACAACAGACCUAAAUACAGAGCCAUCACAGAAUGAGCAGAUUAUUUGGGAUGACCCUACUGCAAGAGAGGAAAGGGCCAAGCUGGCGAGCAACUUGCAGUGGCCUAAUAGUCCCUCUCAGUGCACUGAAUCUCUGCAACCUCAGAUGAAAAUGCAUGGCGCUGAUCAAAUUCAGUUUAAGGAAUCCUUGACCGACACAGAGUUAGCCGAAAUGGAGGCAUGUGAACUAGAACACACUUCAGCAGGAGAAACCCACCGAAACGAACAAGACCUCCAAUCACCAGUCAAAGAGGACUGUCUAAUCCCCACCCCACAAGCCCCAAGUAUCGCAUUCCCACUUGCCAAGCCGCCAGUGGCACCACAGCCCAAGGAAAUGGAUGAGAAGAUAACAGUGGAUGAGGAAGAUAAGAAGGAGCGUCGAUUCCAGCUGUCUUCCUUGACUCCCCAGGAAAGAAUCGAUUACUGUCAACUCAUCGAAGAGCUCGGUGGAGUAGUGAUAGACAAGCAAUGCUUUGACCCAAGCUGUACGCACAUCAUUGUUGGGCAUCCUCUCCGUAAUGAGAAGUAUCUUGCCUCAAUGGCUGCUGGGAAAUGGGUGCUUCAUCGAUCUUACUUGGAGGCCUGCCGAGCUGAAAAGCAUUUCAUUCAGGAAGAUGAUUACGAGUGGGGAAGCAGUGCGAUAUUGAAUGCUGUUAGUAGCAUUAGCAUGCAGCAACGGAUGCUGGCUGAGGCAGCAAUGAGAUGGAGGAAGAAACUGCAGAAAAUAAAGCAAGGUCUGGGCACUGUGGAGGGUGCAUUCAGUGGGUGGAGAGUUAUACUAAAUGUCGACCAAGCUAAAGAAGCUGGGUUUAAACGUCUUCUGCAAUCAGGAGGUGCAAAGGUAUUUGUCGGCCAUUCUUCCUCUUUAUUUAAAGAGGCAACGUACCUGUUUGCAGACUUCAGUAAACUGAAACCAGAAGAUGCAAAAGUCAAUAUAUCAGAUGCCGCAGCACAAGGAGUGAACUGUCUAAAACCAGAGUUUAUUGCUGAUUACCUUAUGAAGGACCCACCACCUCCUGCCAGCAACUACUGUCUCCCUGAUGCUGUCCCUUUUCUUCAAGUUACAAACCAUGUGACCUCCCGCAAGAGAAAAAACUCAGAUGACACCAAUGAUGUAAAACGGUCGAGGCUGUAUUAAGAUGUUUUAGUAUUAUGGAUAUUUAUAAUUUCUGUGUAUGAUGUAUUCUCUAUUCAGUGGAUUUGUCAACAAUGAUCUUCUUCCCCUUAAGCAUUUGUUUAUUAAUAAACGUAUUUACAUGUACCUGUGCUACAUAUCAUAUUCCAUUUUUGUUCAUUGGUGUUCUAUAACAAAUGGAAGAGACACCCUGCUUUCUCAGUCAUCUAUUCAUUUGUAUUCAGUAGUGAUCCUGUCCACUUAUGUGUAAUUGAUACCAUUCCUGCCAACAAUUAUUAAAAUUUACAGACUAAAAUUGUCUACAGGUUUUAUGCUGGUUAUCCUACUACAUAUAGUACAACUGCAAUAUGUAAAUUCUAUUUAUAAGUUCCAUACAUUCUUUGAUGGUGCCAACAGUUGUUGGAUGGUUAACAACUGUUCUAUGUUAAUGCAUUUUAUAUACAAAUAAUUCCAGCUAUGAUAUUGUUGGAGUACAAAAAUAAACUACUUUUGUAAAUUUAAUGAUAACAAAAUAAACAUUUUAU